AUGGAGGACUCGAGCAAACAGAGCUCAAUUAACCAACUUCACGAGCAAAUUCGCUUGUUGACAGACGAAAAUGUACAAUUGCAUGAGCAAAAUAAACUGCUUGUUAGUAAGCUUGACUCGACCCAAAACAAACUGGGUCAGCAGGCCGCCUCCAAGACCGACUUAUCAGUCAGAAUAGUCCAGUGUGAGGAAGACAAACUAAAGAUCUCAAAAGACCUUGUUGAUGUGCAGAUCGAGGCCAAUAAAAUGAGAGAGCGGUACGAAGCUGAGAUCUUUGAAUUAAAAAGCAUGGUUUUAUGUCAAGAAGGAACUGCCUCGUCUCUUCAGGCAGAACGUGAUCGGCUCAGACAGGAAGUGUCCGCAGCAUCGGCACGUUUAGAAAUCUCUGAGCGAAAUGAGCAUGACCUGACCGAGGAGUUCACAGUGGUAAAGCGGAACUUCCUGUCUCUGAGAGCCGCUUAUGAACGAGAACGAACACAGUCUGAAGAGCUCAGCGCUGAGCUGCUGGCCCUCGCGCACACACACGACACACUCCUGCAGGAGAGAGAGCGCACACACAGACACACACUGGAGCUGGAGAGGGUUCGAGCGCUGCUGAGCAGAGCAUCACAGAACAGAGUCGGGCCAGAGGAGUUUGAACAGAGCAGGAGCACAGCGGAGAGAAACGAAGUGCAGAAUAAGCUGAGAGACGAGCUGGAAAAACUGAGGAAGAGCUACGAGGAGCAUCAGCGACGGCUAGAGGACAAAGUAGUGGCCAUGGGGAGGGAACAACAGGAGAAUAAGAGAGCCAUUCAAAACACCCGACUCCAGCUUUCCCAGCAGUCUACAACACUGAUUAUGUCUCAGCAGCAGCUGAAAGAGGCUGAAAAUGAAGUUUCUAAGCUGCAAAACCACCUGAAGGAGCUGAAUAGAGAGUACAGGGCACGACUCAAACACUAUAUUCAGGAUAUUACAGAGUGUGUAUCAGCAGCCGGCGAUAUUGAUUUAGGACAGAAGUUGAAGGGGUUUGUUGAGUCCAUGCUGGAGGAGAUGAAAGCAUCAUACCGCUCCAGAGAAGAGCAGCUCACUAAAGCUGUCAGGGCGUACCGCAAGCGCACACAGGGGCUGAGCAAUUCACAUCAACAGCUACUCAUUGCUUACAGAAUGCAACGUGAGCAGAUCCUGGCACUCCCUGAACACGCUUUAGAGGCUGGACCCCCUGAGGCCCAGUUCAGUCCCGCGGGGCCCGAACUGAGUGGAGAGACCGAGAGAGAGAUACACAGACUGAGAGAGGACAAAGCCCGCCUGGAGAGCCAACUGAAACUGGCUCGAGAACAGAUGGCUGUGUUGUCAGAGUCUUCUCAGAAGACUGAAUUAACCCAAGAAGCCUGGGCCGAUGUUAAAAAGCAGAUGAGAGAAAUAACAAACUCCACACAGGAAGCUCAAGAGAAAGAGAGGAUUCAGCUUUUAACCAGAGCUACGGUUGCAGAGGAGCAGCUGUCUGAGCUGAAGGAGUAUGUGGACAAUCACCUGGGCAGGUAUAAACUGGAGAUAAUGCGGCUGCGGAGGCUGCUGGCAUCACAGGAGGAAAGGUCAAAAAGUGCAAGAGUCAAUAAUCCACGCCCACUCCACGUGACGCUCAAAAACAGCAGCAAUGAAAUAUGAUGUUGCAGUUCAUAAGCCCCGCCCAUUCCACAAGUCAGCCCAUUUUCCAGUCACUAAAAGCAGCAGUCUAUAAGCUCCG
Molecule: messenger RNA, 1723 nt
Organism: Danio aesculapii
Lineage: Eukaryota; Metazoa; Chordata; Actinopteri; Cypriniformes; Danionidae
Gene: ccdc78
Product: coiled-coil domain containing 78
Exons: 14
Coding region: 1-1644 (547 amino acids)
Cellular component (GO): cytoplasm
Source: RefSeq, a predicted model, not a curated record